GCUCCACGGGGGAAGAUGGCGGAUGACAAGGACUCUUUGCCCAAGCUUAAGGACCUGGCCUUUCUCAAGAACCAGCUAGAGCGCCUUCAGCAGCGUGUGGAAGACGAAGUCAGAAGUGGUGUGGGCCAGGAUGGCUCGCUCUUGUCCUCCCCAUUCCUCAAAGGCUUCCUGGCUGGCUAUGUGGUGGCCAAACUGAGGGCAUCAGCGGUAUUGGGCUUUGCUGUGGGCACCUGCACUGGCAUUUAUGCAGCUCAGGCAUAUGCUGUGCCCAAUGUGGAGAAGACAAUAAGGGACUACCUGCGGUCGCUGCGAAAAGGGCCCGACUAGCUCUGGAU
Eptesicus fuscus (big brown bat) is the source of this 335-nucleotide messenger RNA. It is a transcript of the gene SLC35A4, whose product is annotated as solute carrier family 35 member A4. The transcript is spliced from 3 exons. The record is from RefSeq and is a predicted model, not a curated record. The coding region runs from base 16 to 327 and encodes 103 amino acids. Lineage: Eukaryota; Metazoa; Chordata; Mammalia; Chiroptera; Vespertilionidae.